This is a messenger RNA of Lachancea dasiensis, 432 nucleotides long. The record is from the annotation of a GenBank genome assembly. Lineage: Eukaryota; Fungi; Ascomycota; Saccharomycetes; Saccharomycetales; Saccharomycetaceae.
AUGGCAUUUGGUCAAAUCGUAAUAGGGCCCCCGGGUUCUGGGAAAUCCACUUACUGUCACGGUUGCAUGCAGUUUUUUAAUGCGAUUGGACGACAUGCCCAAGUUGUUAACAUGGACCCAGCAAAUGACCGCUUGCCGUAUCCCUGUGCCGUGGACAUCCGCGACUUCAUCACAUUGGAGGAGAUCAUGGCAGAUGCCGGAGUCUCGAGACUCCAGCGAGGACGACAGACACGCAGCGAGCUCGUCAAUGUCGGUCUCGCCGAGCUUGCCCAUGUCCUCUGUAGCGGUGCAUCCCAGCGUCUGUUGCCGCGUUCGCUUUUUGGCGGCGCCGUUCGAGACAGACAGCAGCGGCCCGUACAGCACUGUGAAGUCGAGCUCUUUGUUCCAGUUGUAAUUACGCCGUGGGUUGUUUUGUCACCGCGUUGGUGCUGA